AUGUCUGCAACCGCAAGAAUCCCAGCCAUUUCUCGUCAUCUAUCUCAGAAUGCGAAUGAAGAUUCAUCUGGCGCCCAAGCGCCAAACCAGCUCCCGUGGAAUCCUAGCAGCAGUUCGUUCCCCGCUCUGAAAGACCUUCCUCCUCUGCCUAAUGCACCCGCUGGCGCGGCUUGGGUCUGGGGGGAGGAUGAUCAGCUGGGAAGACUCAACCUGUUGACGCCAGCCCGAGUCAAGGCCUCCGUAGCAGAGAUCAAGACUGGCGAAAUCAUCCCAUUAAAUCUUCCUCUGAAUAUGCCUGAGAAGCCAGCCUUCGAGCGAGAAACUUUCCAGCACAAUAUUAAAACUCUAUGGGAGGACGUCGCAUUCGAUGACACAUAUUCCCUGAACACCCAAAGCGGGACGCAGUGGGAUGGCUUCCGACACGUCGGGCAUUUCGAGACAAAAACCUUUUACAACAGGGCAACAGCCAAAGACUUCAUAGGCGCCGAUGCCAACACCCACCGCUGCAGCAUCCAUCACUGGGCAAACCAUGGUAUUGCCGGCCGAGGCAUCCUCCUGGACUACUGGCACUACGCCAAAACCCACAACAAGCUCUAUGACCCAAACACCUCGCACGCGAUCUCAUUCGCAGAGCUGAAAGCCUGCGCCGCAUUCCAAGGCCUCGACCUCCGCCCCGAGUCCCAGGGCGGCCACAUCCGCGUCGGCGACAUGCUCUUCAUCCGCUCCGGCUUCGUAGAGCGGUACUACGAGCUCAGCUCCGCGGAGCGCUAUGCGGCUGCGACACGGUCCCACGACAAUCUGUGCUUCGCGGGCGUGGCGCGCGAACCGCAGUUGCGGGAGUGGUUGCAUGACAGCUACUUCGCGGCUGUGGUUGGUGACUCGCCUACCUUUGAGGCGUGGCCUGUUCCGGAGAACGAUCAUUUGCAUCAGAGUUUGUUGGCGCUUUGGGGUUGUCCCAUUGGGGAGAUGUGGAAUCUGGAGGUGUUGGCGAGAAAGUGUAGGGAGCGUGGGUCUUGGACGUUCUUUUUGACAAGUGCACCUGCUAAUGUGCCCGGUGGUGUUGGGUCUCAUGCUAAUGCAACAGUUAUUCUGUAA
Messenger RNA from Penicillium chermesinum, 1095 nucleotides. RefSeq lists its product as uncharacterized. Gene Ontology annotation, molecular function: arylformamidase activity. The record is from RefSeq and is a predicted model, not a curated record. The transcript has 6 exons. NCBI's taxonomy places the organism in Eukaryota, Fungi, Ascomycota, Eurotiomycetes, Eurotiales, Aspergillaceae. Bases 1 to 1095 code for a protein of 364 amino acids.